GCGGCUCCGAGCGCAGGAGCAGGCCCGGCUGACUGCUGCCUGGUGAGAUCCGCUACACGGGGCGCGCCAGCCCGCGGCAGCUCCGGGACCCAACAUGCGCCGCUCGGUCUGGCUGGCGCUGGCCGCGUCGCUCCUGAACGUGUCCCUGCAAGGCGAGUUCCAGAGGAAGCUUUACAAGGAGCUGGUCAAGAACUACAACCCUUUGGAGAGGCCCGUGGCCAACGACUCGCAGCCGCUCACCGUCUACUUCUCCCUGAGCCUCCUGCAGAUCAUGGACGUGGACGAGAAGAACCAAGUUCUAACCACCAACAUCUGGCUGCAGAUGUCUUGGACAGAUCACUAUUUGCAGUGGAACACGUCGGAAUACCCGGGCGUCAAGACCGUGCGCUUCCCAGACGGCCAGAUUUGGAAGCCAGACAUCCUCCUGUAUAACAGUGCUGAUGAGCGAUUUGACGCCACGUUCCACACCAACGUGUUGGUGAAUUCUUCCGGGCAUUGCCAGUACCUCCCCCCAGGCAUCUUCAAGAGCUCCUGCUACAUCGACGUGCGCUGGUUCCCCUUCGACGUGCAGCAGUGCACACUGAAGUUCGGGUCCUGGUCCUACGGCGGCUGGUCCCUGGACCUCCAGAUGCAGGAGGCGGACACCAGCGGCUACAUCCCCAACGGAGAGUGGGACCUCAUAGGCAUCCCGGGCAAGCGGAGCGAGAAGUUCUACGAGUGCUGUAAAGAGCCGUACCCCGACGUCACCUUCACCGUGACCAUCCGCCGCCGGACCCUCUACUACGGCCUCAACCUGCUCAUCCCCUGUGUGCUCAUCUCCGCCCUGGCCCUCCUGGUCUUCCUGCUCCCGGCAGACUCCGGGGAGAAGAUCUCCCUCGGGAUAACAGUUUUGCUCUCUCUCACCGUCUUCAUGCUGUUGGUGGCUGAGAUCAUGCCUGCGACAUCCGACUCGGUGCCCUUGAUAGCCCAGUACUUCGCCAGCACCAUGAUCAUCGUGGGCCUGUCUGUGGUCGUCACCGUCAUUGUGCUGCAGUACCACCACCACGACCCUGACGGCGGCAAGAUGCCCAAGUGGACCAGGAUCAUCCUCCUGAACUGGUGCGCCUGGUUCCUGCGCAUGAAGCGGCCGGGCGAGGACAAGGUGCGCCCGGCGUGCCAGCACAAGCCGCGCCGCUGCAGCCUGGCCAGCGUGGAGAUGAGCGCGGUGGCGGGGCCGCCGGCCUCCAACGGCAACCUGCUCUACAUCGGCUUCCGCGGCCUGGACGGAAUGCACUGCGCCCCCACGCCGGACUCCGGGGUCGUGUGCGGCCGCCUGGCCUGCUCCCCGGCGCACGCGCACGACGAGCACCUCCUGCAUGGCGGGCCGCCCUCCGAGGGGGACCCGGAGCUCGCCAAGAUCCUGGAGGAGGUGCGCUACAUCGCCAACCGCUUCCGCGGCCAGGACGAGAGCGAGGCGGUGUGCAGUGAGUGGAAGUUCGCCGCCUGCGUGGUGGACCGCCUGUGCCUCAUGGCCUUCUCCGUCUUCACCAUCAUCUGCACCAUCGGCAUCCUCAUGUCGGCGCCCAACUUUGUCGAAGCUGUGUCCAAAGACUUCGCUUGACAUGCCCGGCUCCCAGCGGGCAGGACACGCACGCACAGGCUGGCGGUGACCAGGCCUCGGAGGGUGGCCAAUCACAGCAUCACCCUCAGACGCCUUGGUUCCAGUCUCCUUGUCACUUUCAGGGAAAGGAUGUGGGCGCGUUUCUGUGUCAUCUUUUCAGAGGAGCUGCUGGCUGUCCUUGGAACAGCCUCCUGGUCAGCAGGACCCUUGGAAGGUCCUUCUGCCCGUCCCUACUUCCUGGGGAGCCCAGCUGGGAGGCGGGGUGGCCAAGAUGGCUAGUCAGAGGGGCCUUCAGGGCUGGUCUUGCAUGCCUGCAUGUCACUUGCGUGACAGUUCCACGUCUGCUUUAGCCUGUGCACACACCUAGAUCGGUUCUACUUCCAGUGACAAUGAACCCCAUUUACCAAAUCCAUUCCAAUAGCUGGCUGGUGAAAGGAAAUAGGCCUCAACCAAACUGAAGCUAAACACUGAUGGCUGAUUUUUCUACAGUUCAGAUUUCAUGUACCAAGACAGUUGGCAGAAGUAGUUUUAUGCUGUUUCAAUGUUUUAAAAAGAGAGAAAGACAUAGCUGACCUUGUAAACGAUCCUCUUAGCGGCUCAGUUUCUGCCACCCAGCCUCAUCUAGGGAGGACAGGACUGGUCAAGCCAGGGGGGUUUCUCUAGAGUCCAGGAAAGCCCCCACUCCGGCGUGCUGCCCCCAACAUAGGGGGCAAGUGAUCUGCUCUGCCCUGCAAAACCCAGAGGGCGGGGGAGUUCUAUCAGAAUUACCAGCCCAGCCCUAGCAGGUGGGGCUCAUUCAGUUGGAGUGUCAUCCCGUAACCAGGGAGUUGAGAGUUCGAUUCCCAGUCAAGGGACACACCUGGGUUGUGGGUUCGAUCCCCAGUUCGGGCACAUACAGGAGGCAAUGGAUGGAUGUUUCUCUCUCACAUCGAUGUUUUUCGCUCUCUCCCUUCCUCUUUCUAGAGGUAAUGAAAAAAUUUCCUCCGGUGUGGAUCAGAAAAUAAAAAGAAUUGCCAUUUAGAUCAUGGAAUAUCUAAAGCUAAAUUAAGCCGUGUGUGUGUUUUUUUAAAGGAAUGCAUUAGAUUUGUGCACAUGUACUGGGGUGGAUGAGGCUUAGAAAUCUGUGGAUCCCUACAAGUGCGCAAUAUAACGUGAAAGUAUCCUGUGCUUUUCCUCUGUGUUUCCAAGCCAGGGCCAGAGGCUGGGGCCUCUUCUUGCUCCCUGUGUGGGGGAGGGGAUGGUGUGGCCCAGGCUUCCCCGAUGACAGGCAGUCGUGGUCAGCAGGAGGGGCUGGUGGGCCACCGUGGCUGCACAGCCAGUCACGCAGGUGCCUGGCUUUUGGGGACCCACUUCCCCACAGCCUGUCCACCCAGCUCAGCCCAGAAAGCUGUGCGACGUGUGUUUUGAAAGCCAAGGCAACUUUAAUGUUGAACUUACACAGUGACAGAAUUCACCACUUAGACUGUCUGGCUGACACCAGUUCCUUGGCCUCUCGCCAUCUUUCUUAUCUUUUAAUAACAUCAGAGGGAGACACAAGAAAACAUCUCCCGUUCAACUGUGUCCUCCAGUCACUGCCCAGAGCUCAGAUGUGCAGGAGGCUCUGUGCCCUGGGACCUCCAGGGUGCUUCUGGCCCCCCGACUUAGGAUUCAAUUUUUCAGAGCAAAAGAAAUCGCAGACAUUUCUCCAGCCAUUCACUUCACUCGUUUCUGGCUGACGCACAUGGACUUGUUUGUAGUGGGGAAGAUGGCGUGUGCUGUGUGUGCAUGUGAGUGUGUGUGAGUGAGUGUGAGCGCCUGUGUGCAGGUGCAGAGAGGAUACCUGGCGUAUGACCAGUUUGAUAAGUAAGGCCAUCCCUGCAUCACGCCGGGAGAGCCAGUGCUUGGCUUGGAGCUCACCUGUUCUCGUGGGAUGGACAACCCCUGCUGUUUCCUUUCUUUUCUCUCCUUUGUUAAUGUCUGUGAAACUCCUUUUAGAAACAGGUCGGGUGUUUUGAUAUAUGUUAAGAAAAUGCUUCAUUUCUUGCUGCUGUCAGAAAAUGGGUCCCCACUCCAUUUUUGCUUUUGGAAAAAAAAAAGCCUUUUUGGUUUUGUAUUUUGUGCAAAAAAACAAUAAAAAGCAAACAAAAGUAGUUCGUAUUUUGACCAUCCAAGUAACUGCUCUGCAUUUUCCAAUGUAAUGAGGACACGUGGCUUAGAAAAGUGUGAAUGACUGGGAACAAGUUUUUAUCUUCAUUAAUUCGCCGGUGCACUUUGGAACCUUUCUGUUUUGUGUCUGCAAAUAUUUUUAUUUGUUUAUUUGGCUUUUGAUGUUAUUUAUCAGUUUAUUUAUUGGCAUAGAGAAAGUGUACAGUUUCAUGUUGUCGAUUUAUCAUAUUUUCAUUCAUAGAUCCUGGGGUUUGUUUCUAGUUUUAAAAGGCCUACCCCAUUCUGAUUAUAAAUAA
This is a messenger RNA of Phyllostomus hastatus (greater spear-nosed bat), 4041 nucleotides long. It is a transcript of the gene CHRNA7, whose product is annotated as cholinergic receptor nicotinic alpha 7 subunit. Gene Ontology annotation, molecular function: acetylcholine-gated monoatomic cation-selective channel activity; transmembrane signaling receptor activity. Gene Ontology annotation, cellular component: postsynaptic membrane; synapse; neuron projection. Gene Ontology annotation, biological process: regulation of membrane potential; nervous system process; monoatomic ion transmembrane transport. The transcript is spliced from 10 exons. Lineage: Eukaryota; Metazoa; Chordata; Mammalia; Chiroptera; Phyllostomidae. The record is from RefSeq and is a predicted model, not a curated record. The coding region runs from base 95 to 1600 and encodes 501 amino acids.